Messenger RNA from Podospora bellae-mahoneyi, 2611 nucleotides. RefSeq lists its product as uncharacterized. Gene Ontology annotation, molecular function: L-amino acid transmembrane transporter activity. Lineage: Eukaryota; Fungi; Ascomycota; Sordariomycetes; Sordariales; Podosporaceae. Gene Ontology annotation, cellular component: endoplasmic reticulum. Gene Ontology annotation, biological process: amino acid transmembrane transport. The transcript is spliced from 2 exons. The record is from RefSeq and is a predicted model, not a curated record. Bases 438 to 2210 code for a protein of 590 amino acids.
UUUUUUUUUUUUACUAUUGGUUUGCGGAUGCAGAAAUAAGCUUUAGUUUUCUUUUGUUUCAUGCGACCAGUUUGUACACGUUGCCCAAUAACGAACCGGAUCCCGAGCGGCCGAGCCGUGCUCGCUCUUAUAACGAACCGUUGUGGCUUGAAUCGCGAGAAAGGGGGGGGCGAAAGCAAAAGUUGAAUAAACAACAAUAGCAACUUGACGAGUAGCUGGAGUGGAAGAUUGCGAAUUUGUGUGUACUUCCCCGCGAACGACGAACGAGAAGAAGACUAGCGGUGACGUACACUGCAUCUCGACAAACCGAGCCCCUGACUUAUACCGGCCGACUUAUUGCGACUUUCGAAUUGCGCCUACACACGAGCAGAAAGAGGGACAGCUGCGAGCUCGGAAGGGAUAGGAGAGGAGGAUAGGGCAUACAGAACACUGAAAUCAUGUCGAGAAUACGAAGGGACAUCCCCGAAGGAGAAAGGGCCCCAGCCCAAGAAGAGAACAUCGGUCUCCUCUCCUCCCACGACGCCUCCCAAGAACCACAACGACGCCCCUCCCCCAUCCACAGCAACAGCACCUCCUCGAGCAAAUCCUCCUCCCGCGAACGACCCCCAGGCGGGCUAUCUAUCCACCCGCCCGGCCCACGAACACCACGCACACCACACCGAGUCCGCUUCGACCUCACACCCACGUUCGUCCCAGAGGAAGCCAGGCAAUUCCCCGCUGUCCCUCCCAAACCCACCCCCACAAACGAGGACACUCACCACCACGCCAGAGCGUCGUUCGACUACUCCGAAUCAGACACCUUCAACCUCGACGACGAUGAUUACCUAUCCUCCUCCACCGCCCGCCGAGGCCACCAGCGCGUCCCUCUGCUAUCAGAUAUCACCGCCCCCUCCAUAGCCGUCGCAUCCGACCGCUCCCUAUUCGGCGACCACGCCGACGCAGAAGACUGGCACGCCUCGGAAGCAUCCCGCCCCAAAUCAAACCUGUCGUCAGCGUUCAUGAACAUGGCCAACAGCAUCAUCGGCGCGGGCAUCAUUGGCCAACCGUACGCCUUCAAGUCAGCCGGUCUCCUGUCUGGCACGUUGCUCCUCGUGGUCCUCACCGUGGUGGUGGACUGGACGAUCUGCCUCAUCGUCAUCAACUCCAAGCUCUCGGGGGCGUCGUCGUUUCAGGGCACGGUGGAGAAGUGUUUUGGCAAGCCGGGGUUGAUCGCCAUCAGCGUGGCGCAGUGGGCGUUUGCGUUUGGGGGGAUGGUGGCGUUUGGGGUUAUUGUGGGGGAUUCGAUACCGAAUGUUAUGAAGGCGAUAUGGCCGGAUUUGGCUGGAGGAAGAAUAGGGAGCUGGCUGGUGGAUAGGAGGGUGGUGAUUGUGGUUUUUACGCUGGGGGUGAGCUGGCCGUUGGCGUUGUAUAGGGACAUUGCCAAGCUGGCAAAGGCGAGCACGUUUGCGCUGGUGAGCAUGGGGGUUAUUGUUCUGACGGUGGUGGUGCAGGUCGGGUUUGUGGAGGUGGAGGAGAGGGGGGAGGUGAAGGGGUGGGAGGGGUGGGUGCUGGGGGAUGGGAUUUGGAGUGCGAUUGGGGUUAUCAGUUUUGCAUUUGUUUGCCAUCACAACUCGUUGCUCAUCUACGGCUCCCUCGAAAAACCGACCAUCGAUAGGUUCUCCAAGGUGACGCACUACAGUACGGCAAUCAGCAUGUUUGCCUGCCUCCUCAUGGCCCUCGCAGGGUUUUUGACGUUUGGGGACAAGACCCAGGGCAACGUCCUCAACAAUUUCCCCGCGGACAACACCAUGGUCAACAUCGCGAGGUUAUGCUUCGGACUCAACAUGCUCACCACUCUUCCUCUUGAAGCGUUCGUCUGCAGAGAGGUGAUGCUCAACUACUACUUCCCGGGAGAUCCGUUCAACCUCGCCCUUCACUUAAUAUUUACGUCAAGCUUGGUUUUCAGCGCCAUGACGCUGAGCCUGUUGACUUGUGACUUGGGAACGGUGUUUGAUCUUGUGGGGGGGACGAGCGCGGCGGCGAUGGCGUAUAUUUUGCCGCCGUUGUGUUAUAUUAGGCUGACGAAGAAGAGCUGGAGGACGUGGGUGGCCUGGGGGGUGGUGGGGUUUGGAGGGGUGGUGAUGGGGAUGAGUAUGGUGCAGGCGUUGGGGAAGAUGAUUAGUGGUAUGUUCUUGUUUCCUUUUGACUAUUUGUUUCCGAUGCUAACAUGAAAUAGGGGAGGGAGAGACGAAGCAGUGUUAUUAAUCAUGGCAAAGGUUACAAAAGGCAUAAUUUCGAUACCAUGGGAGGGGGGGAGUGGAUAAUUAUAUUGUUUGUCAACAGACGCCUUGCUGGGCCAACUGGUGAAACCCAACAGAGUGUUUGGUUGUGUAUAAAACGGCUUUGUGUACAUAUAGAGACUGGCUUUUGUGGUUUACUGUCUGGUCAAGAGCUCUGUAGCCUCUGGAGGUGAUUAGAUUGGCGUUGGAUGGGCGUUGAGACGUUGGAGUUUGGGGUUUUCAAGGGUAGCAUCAUUGGUUUACCUAGGUUUGAGCAGGAGAGCGGGGUCAUAAGUUUGGACUGUGCGAUUGAAAUAAGACAUGAGGUGUCAUGUUUUGACCAAUCUUGAGCA